UUUUUUUUUUUUUUCCCCCCCAAAGGCUGCCUCACUUUGGAGAUGCAGUGACAAGAUAAUGGAGUGAAAGUCUUUCAUUUCCAGGCAAGAAAAUUGCAGGAGUCAGAUAGAGAAAGGAAGGAGCAAGUUACAUAGCAGAAAUAGGAAAGAGGACAGUGGUAAGGAACUGAAAAUAAAAUUAGAGGAAACAGGUGGAAGGCUGGCAUAAAGCUGGGAGAUAUUUUGGACUGGAAGUGGUGUGUUUUUUCUUCUUUUUUUUUUUUCCUUUUUUCCUUUCUUUUUUUUUUUUUUUAAGGUUUUUUUUUUUAAUUGGUUUUAUUGUUGAUUUUAAAUUCUAAGCUGAUUUUGGAGCUCUCUGCAGUAACCAGGCUGCUUUAGAGCAGAGCAGCUUCCCCAACGUGUCAUUUUCUCUCUCCCUGCCUGCUGUCUCUGCUGUUGCUGCUGCUGACAGAAACGUGUUAGGAAAGCAGAAAGAGAAAAUGCCAGCCAUCCUGGUAGCCUCCAAAAUGAAAUCGGGACUACCUAAACCCGUCCACAGCGCUGCUCCAAUCCUGCAUGUCCCGACAGCCAGGACCAUCCCACAGCCCUGCUACCUGAAGUUUGGGAACAAGGUGGAGGUGACGAAGCCAUUGUAUUCCAGCCAGAUUCCUCUCAAAUCAUCCAGCGGACAAGAAAACGCGGGAGACGGCCUCCCAGCGAGGAAGAGUAGCUCGGUAGAAAAUGGAUUUGACACACAGAUUUAUACGGAUUGGGCUAAUCACUAUCUGGCAAAAUCUGGGCACAAGAGAUUGAUAAAAGAUCUGCAGCAAGAUGUGACUGAUGGAGUCCUGCUGGCUGAAAUAAUCCAAGUUGUAGCAAAUGAAAAGAUUGAAGACAUCAAUGGCUGCCCAAAGAAUAGGUCUCAAAUGAUUGAGAACAUAGAUGCGUGCCUGAGUUUCCUGGCUGCUAAGGGGAUAAACAUCCAGGGGCUGUCAGCAGAAGAAAUCAGGAAUGGGAAUCUGAAGGCCAUCCUGGGCCUGUUCUUCAGCCUGUCUCGGUACAAGCAGCAGCAGCAGCAGCCCCAGCAGCAGCAGCAGCCCCAGCUCCAUCCCUCCCAGCCAGCAGGGCCCCCAGCCCAGGGCCAGGCGGGGCUCCCCCAGCAGCAGCAGGUGCCAGCUGUGCCCCACUCUCCGUGCCAACAGCCCCCACAAGCUGGGCAGCAGCAGCUGAAAGCACAACCAGAAAUGCACUCCAGUGCAUCUCCCAGGGACUCAUCUCAAAGCAAAAUCAUCCGAUUCACUCUUGGUCAGAAAAGGUCCUCUAGACUUCCAGGUCCCACCAUGAGGGUGUCCGCUGCAGGCAGCGAGGCCAAAGCUCGUGGUGCCAUCAGUGCCAACAACCGACGCAGCCAGAGCUUCAACAACUACGACAAAUCCAAGCCUGGCCUUCUCCCCCCUAUCCCAACCAGCAGCAAUGACAAAGAGCCUGCAGACAGCACGGCCUCCCAGCCCACAGGAAUGAAUGAAAAUGUCUCAUCCUCGGCUCAGAGCUGUGGCAGUGCUGCUCCUUGCAAUAACUCCUCAGCCAUCCCUCAGCCCAGCUCUGCUAUUAAACCUUGGCGCAGCAAGUCCCUCAGUGCCAAGCACACAGCGACGUCUUCCAUGCUGUCCGUGAAGCAGCCGCCAGCAGAGCCUCCCAAGCCUCCCUUGGAGAUCGCCAAAGCAGCUCCCAACGCUCAGAAAUCCAUGCUGGAAAAGCUGAAACUCUUCAACAGCAAGGGGGGUUCCAAGGCAGGAGUGUCCGGGACCACGCCGGAGUGUCCGGGCUCUCGGGACAACAGCUGCGAAAAGCUGGAGGCGCUCCUGAGCUUUGAGGAGAGCGAAGAGAUCGAUGCCACCAGCCAGAAUGUGAACAACCCGGGAUCCAUGUCCAGCAGCCCCAAAAUUGCACUCAAGGGAAUCGCACAAAGGACUUUCAGCCGCGCGCUCACUAAUAAGAAAAGUUCUCCAAAGGGUAAUGAGAAGGAGAAAGAGAAACAAAAAGAGAAAGAAAAGGAUAAAAGCAAGGACAUUACAAAGAGAACAUCCAUCACCGAGAAGCUGGAGCUGAAGGAGGAACCUAAAGAAGAACAGACAGCACUAACAACAACAGCAGAGAUGCCAAAAAAGUCCUCCAAGAUCGCGAGCUUUAUCCCUAAAGGAGGGAAGCUGAACAGUGCCAAGAAGGAGGCCUCUGCCCCUUCGCACAGCGGAAUACCAAAACCAGGAAUGAAAAACACCACAGGGAAAUCCUCAAGUGCCCCUGUUGCUGCCAAGGAAGGCGAGCGGAGCCGUGGCGGGAAGGCCAGCGCGGGGCUGUCCCAUCAGAAGUCCCAGCUGGACGGCCGCCACUCCAGCUCCUCCUCCAGCCUGGCCUCCUCCGAGGGCAAGGGCGCGGGGGGCCUGCAGGGCAGCAGCAGCAGCCAGGCCGUGAACGGGCCCGCGGUGAGCACGCACACCACGGGCAGCAACACUGUCAGCGUGCAGCUACCUCAGCCCCAGGCGCAGUACAGCCACCCCAACACCGCCACCGUCGCGCCCUUCAUGUACAGAUCUCAGACAGGCAAUGAAGGGAACGUGACAGCCGAGGCCAGCACAGGAGGGGUCAGCAUGGAUUCUGCUCUUUAUGUCAAAACUGCCCAGCCUGCCCUUGAGGACCUCUCAGGGGAGGACCCAGAGACGCGGCGGCUGCGCACGGUGAAGAACAUCGCUGACCUGCGGCAGAACCUGGAGGAAACCAUGUCCAGCCUGCGGGGAACCCAGGUCACCCACAGCACCUUGGAGACCACGUUUGACACCAACGUCACCACCGAGAUCAGCGGCCGCAGCAUCCUCAGCCUGACGGGGCGGCCGACGCCGCUGUCGUGGCGGCUGGGCCAGUCCAGCCCGCGGCUGCAGGCGGGCGACGCGCCGUCCCCGGGCAGCGCCUACCUGCCCUCCGCGGGCAGCGCCUACCCGCCGCGGGGCAGCGCCGGCCGCUUCGGCAGCGCCGAGCCGGGCGCCGCGCGCUACCUGUACCCCGUGCCGCUGCGGCGGCAGCUAGCCACGCGCGGCAGCGGCCUCUGCCACGUGGACAUCGCCGACAAGGCCGCCGACGACAUCGACCUCGAGGGCGUCACCAUGGACGCCACCGGCUACAUGAGCGACGGCGACGUGCUGGGCAAGAACAUGCGCGCCGACGACAUCACCAGCGGGUACCUGACGGACGGCGGGCUGGGGCUGUACACGCGGCGGCUGACGCGGCUGCCCGACGGCAUGGCCACGGUGCGCGAGACGCUGCAGCGCGGCACGGCCUUGCGCCUCGGCGACGCCGACAGCUGGGACGACAGCAGCUCUGUCAGCAGUGGGAUCAGUGACACCAUAGACAAUCUCAGCACGGAUGACAUUAACACCAGCUCCUCCAUCAGCUCCUAUGCCAACACUCCUGCCUCCUCCCGCAAGAACUUAGAUGCACAGACCGACGCAGAGAAGCAUUCCCAGGUGGAGCGGAAUUCCUUGUGGUCGGGCGAUGAAGUCAAGAAAUCCGACGGGGGAUCUGACAGCGGCAUAAAGAUGGAGCCGGGCUCCAAGUGGAGGCGGAACCCCUCUGAUGUGUCGGACGAGUCUGAUAAAAGCACUUCUGGUCGGAAGAACACUGUUAUUGCCCAGACGGGCUCCUGGCGGCGGGGCAUGUCCGCUCAGGUUGGCAUCACCACACCAAGGCCCAAACCUGCAAACACCUCAGGCACCUUAAAGACACCUGGAACAGGGAAAACUGAUGACGCCAAGGUAUCAGAAAAGGGUAGACUAUCUCCUAAAGCUGGACAUGUUAAACGUUCCCCAUCAGAUGCAGGACGCAGCAGUGGUGAUGAAUCCAAAAAGCUUCCCACAAGUAACUCUAGGACAGCUGCUGCUAAUGCUAAUGCAUUUGGAUUUAAGAAACAGAGCGGGUCAGCCGUAGGCAUGACCAUAAUCACUGCCAGUGGGGCAACUCUCACCAGUAGAUCGGCUACCUUGGGAAAGAUCCCCAAGUCAUCUGGACUCAUGGGUAGGACCACUGGUCGGAAGACUAGUGUUGAUGGCUCCCAGAACCAGGAUGAUGGCUACUUAGCACUUAGUGCACGAACUAAUCUCCAGUACCGUAGCUUGCCCCGGCCCAGUAAAUCCAGUAGCAGAAGUGGAGCUGGGAAUAGAUCUAGCACGAGUAGCAUAGACUCCAACAUAAGCAGCAAAUCAGCUGGGUUGCCUGUCCCUAAAAUCAGAGAGCCUGCCAAGGUAAUCCUUGGAAGCUCUCUGCCAGGAUUAGUCAAUCAGACUGAUAAAGAGAAAGGGAUUUCGUCUGACAACGAAAGCGUGGCUUCAUGUAAUUCUGUUAAAGUGAACCCUGCAUCACAGCCUGCUGCUAGCGGAGCUCAGAGUACCCACCAGCAAGGAGUCAAGUACCCCGAUGUGGCCUCUCCCACCCUGCGCAGACUUUUUGGUGGCAAGCCUGGUAAACAAGUUCCCAUCACAACAGCUGAAAAUAUGAAAAACUCAGUAGUCAUCUCCAACCCUCAUGCUACCAUGAGCCAGCAGGGUAACCUUGACUCCCCAUCUGGCAGUGGUGUGCUGAGCAGUGGGGGCAGCAGUCCCCUCUAUGGUAAAAACACAGAUCUCAACCAGUCUCCACUGGCUUCCAGCCCCAGCUCUGCCCACUCGGCUCCUUCCAACAGCUUGACAUGGGGUACCAACGCCAGCAGCUCCUCUGCAGUUAGCAAGGAUGGCCUUGGGUACCAGUCUGUCAGCAGCCUUCACACCAGCUGCGAGUCCAUAGACAUCUCCCUGAGCAGCGGAGGUGGGCUGAGCCACAACUCCUCCAGUGGCUUGAUUCCAGCCUCCAAGGAUGAUUCUCUGACUCCCUUCGUCAGAACCAACAGCGUUAAGACCACGCUGUCUGAAAGCCCUCUUUCCUCCCCUGCUGCUAGCCCCAAAUUCUGCCGAAAUACUUUGCCCAGGAGACAGGACAGCGACCCACACCUUGAUAGGAACACUUUGCCUAAGAAGGGACUCAGGUAUACUCCAUCCUCCCAGCUCCGUAGUCAAGAGGAUGCCAAGGAAUGGCUCCGGUCCCAUUCAGCAGGAGGACUGCAGGAUACUGCUGCCAAUUCUCCAUUUUCAUCUGGAUCCAGCAUAACAUCACCCUCUGGAACCAGAUUUAACUUCUCACAGCUUGCGAGCCCCACGAGCGCGGCGCAGCUGAGCCUGUCCAACCCCAGCAUGCUGCGCACGCACAGCCUGUCCAACGCCGACGGCCCCUACGAGCCCUACGGCGACACGCGCCUGCGCAACAGCUCCGUGUCCCUGGACGACAAGAGCCGCACCAUGAGCCGCUCCGGCUCCUUCCGCGACGGCUUCGAGGAGGUGCAUGGUUCUUCUCUCUCUUUGGUGUCCAGUACAUCGUCUAUUUAUUCCACACCUGAAGAGAAGUGCCAGUCAGAGAUUCGCAAGCUGCGCAGAGAAUUGGAUGCAUCCCAGGAAAAAGUGUCAGCUCUGACAACUCAGCUGACUGCUAAUGCUCACCUGGUGGCAGCGUUUGAGCAGAGCCUGGGGAACAUGACCAUCCGACUGCAGAGCCUGACCAUGACAGCAGAGCAAAAGGACUCGGAACUGAAUGAGUUAAGGAAGACAAUUGAACUCCUGAAGAAACAAAAUGCUGCUGCUCAGGCUGCCAUCAAUGGAGUCAUCAACACCCCUGAGCUCAACUGCAAAGGCCCUGGAGCUGCCCAGCCCGCGGACCUGCGGAUCCGGAGGCAGCACUCCUCAGACAGCGUGUCCAGCAUCAACAGUGCCACCAGCCACUCCAGCGUGGGCAGCAACAUCGACAGCGACUCCAAGAAAAAGAAGAGGAAGAACUGGGUCAAUGAGUUACGCAGCUCCUUCAAGCAAGCUUUUGGGAAAAAGAAAUCUCCCAAGUCAGCAUCUUCUCAUUCAGACAUUGAGGAGAUGACUGAUUCUUCCUUACCUUCCUCACCAAAGCUACCACACCACAACACCACUGUUUCAACACCACUGCUGAGAGCUUCCCAUUCCAAUUCCCUCAUUUCGGAGUGCAUGGACAGCGAGGCCGAGACGGUGCUGCAGCUGCGCAACGAGCUGCGCGACAAGGAGAUGAAGCUGACCGACAUCCGCCUGGAGGCGCUCAGCUCUGCCCACCAGCUGGACCAGCUGCGCGAGGCCAUGAACAGGAUGCAGAGCGAGAUUGAGAAGCUGAAAGCAGAGAACGAUCGGCUGAAGUCUGAAAACCACGGCAGCUGCAGCAGGGCUCAGUCUCAGGUUUCCAUCUCCUCCUCUCCCAGACACUCCGUGGGUCUCUCUCAACACAGCCUGAACCUCACGGAGUCAACCAGUCUCGACAUGCUCCUGGAUGACCCUGGAGAUGGCUCUGCCCGCAAGGAGGGAGGCAGGCACGUCAAAAUAGUCGUCAGCUUCCAGGACGAGAUGAAAUGGAAGGAGGACUCCAGGCCUCGCUCCUUCCUCAUAGGCUGCAUUGGAGUCAGUGGGAAGACCAAGUGGGAUGUGCUGGACGGGGUUGUGAGGCGCCUGUUCAAGGAGUACAUCAUCCACGUGGAUCCCUUGAGCCAGCUGGGGCUGAACUCAGACAGCGUUGUGGGCUACAGCAUCGGGGAAAUCAGGCGCACCAGCAGCGCCGAGACCCCCGAGCUGCUGCCCUGUGGCUACCUGGUGGGGGACAACAACACCAUCUCAGUCACCAUCAAAGGUGUCUGUGAGAACAGCCUGGACGGGCUGGUGUUCGAGUCGCUGAUCCCCAAGGCCAUCCUGCAGCGCUACGUGUCCCUGCUGAUGGAGCACAGGAGGAUCAUCCUGUCAGGCCCCAGUGGCACGGGCAAAACCUACCUGGCCAACAGGCUGUCUGAGUACAUGGUGCUCAGGGAGGGCAGGGAGCUGGCCGAGGGCAUCAUCGCCACCUUCAACGUGGACCACAAAUCCAGCAAGGAACUCCGGCAGUACCUGUCCAACCUGGCAGACCAGUGCAACAGUGAAAAUAAUGCUGUGGAUAUGCCUCUUGUCAUCAUUUUGGAUAAUUUACACCAUGUUAGCUCCCUAGGAGAGAUCUUUAAUGGGCUCCUGAACUGCAAGUACCACAAAUGUCCGUAUAUUAUUGGAACAAUGAACCAAGCCACCUCCUCCACACCUAAUCUUCAACUUCACCAUAAUUUCAGAUGGGUGCUGUGUGCAAACCACACUGAGCCAGUCAAGGGCUUUCUCGGCCGCUUCCUGAGGAGAAAACUGAUUGAAACAGAGAUCAGUGGCAGGAUGAGGAAUGCAGAGCUGGUGAAGAUUAUUGAUUGGAUUCCCAAGGUCUGGCAACAUCUGAACAAAUUCUUGGAGGCUCACAGCUCCUCUGAUGUUACUAUUGGUCCACGGCUCUUCCUUUCGUGUCCAAUAGAUGUAGAUGGUUCUAGAGUUUGGUUCACUGACUUGUGGAACUACUCCAUCAUUCCAUAUCUUCUGGAGGCAGUAAGAGAAGGGCUGCAGCUGUAUGGGAGGAGAGCGCCCUGGGAGGACCCUGCCAAGUGGGUCAUGGACACGUACCCCUGGGCAGCCAGCCCCCAGCACCACGAGUGGCCCCCCCUGCUCCAGCUCAGGCCCGAGGACGUGGGCUUCGAUGGCUACUCCGUGUCCCGGGAGGGCUCCGCCAGCAAGCAGGUUCCAGUGAGUGAUGCUGAGGGAGAUCCUCUGAUGAACAUGCUGAUGAGACUCCAGGAGGCAGCAAACUACUCCAGUCCCCAGAGCUACGACAGUGACUCCAACAGCAACAGCCACCACGAUGACAUCCUGGAUUCCUCCCUGGAGUCCACGCUGUGAUCUCCCUCAGGCAGAAGCUGUUUCCUCUUGGCAAGAGCCCUGAUCACAGACUGAUGAAAAGAACACCUUCCUGGGCUGGGAUCUCAGUAUUAAGAGCUGCAAGAACAAGACACUUGGAGCAAUCUUGAACCUGGGUGCAGGCAACCCAAGUGACCUUUUUAUUGUUUUUCUUUUGAUGAUGAUGAGAACUGCACUACUCCUUUGUUUCCUUCUUUUUAGUUGCUGUAAGCUCUUAUGCCUAAGAUCCUGAAGAUGUUAAAAAUAAUCAUCAUUACCAAGUUGAAGGGACUGGGGUGAGGGGCAGUUUCACAGCUGUGAAGCAAGCAGCUUAGUGCCAUGUACUGUCUGGAAAGAGAGGGGAGAGGGAAUAUUUGCCUAUGCUGCUUCUGACCAAACACAUUUACGUGAGGGCUGGACUUUUACCAGUCAGCUUUGUGGGUUAAACUCAGCUUCAUAUAGUUCUGGUGCUAUAACAAUAUCUACAACUUGCCUCCUAGUAAUACUCAAUGAAGGCAAAGCUGCAAAACAGGGAAGCUUGAAUAAAUAUUAAAAAAAGAGAAAAGGAAAAAAAAAACAAACAAAAAUCGCUGCUCUCCUUGCCAGUCUGAAACCUUGGUUUUCUUUCAUUGUGUGUUUAUAAAGAUUAUAUAUAUAAAUAGGAAUAUAUAAAAAUAUGUAUACAGUCUGAAAAAAUCAGGUUUUUUUCAAACACUGUGUAGCAAUCAAUCCUGCUACAAAUGAAAAAUCAGGUAGCCUUUUGCUAGUCAGGGCCCAAUUCUCUUCCCACUCAGAUGCACACCACCAGCUGGGCUGACCUCUGUGGUGUUUACGCCCCACUGACCCACCCUGAGGAGAGGGGGCUUCCCUCCUCACAGGGGCCAGUGGCAGGGCUGUGCCCAUGGAGCCCCACAGCUCCAGGGACCCUUGGCAGUGCACAGGCACGUGAGCUCUGUACACACACAGGGGUGAGCUGCACCCUGCCAAGGGGUGAGUCAGACUUUCAGUUUUUAAUUCUUGCCAUGAAAUGUGACAGCUGUUUUUAGAAAACUUUAGGUUUUGUUCAGAGGUUUCAUUCCAAUCAGCACAACCAUAAGGGGGUUAAUUAAAAUUCAGCUCUGUGGCAGUUCCAGUGCUACUCUGGCAACAAGACUUCCAUUAAUUUUCUUUUUAAUUGCAAAGUUUAAAAAAAAAUAGCAUUUCAGCAGUAUUCAGGUCUGGAAAUAAAAAGAUAAGGUACUGAGUACUGUGUCCUUUGAGUUUAGCUGUGCCAUGCUUUUGAGUUGUGGCAGAGCUGUGAACCUGCUUUGGUGUCCCCUCCUCUGUGACGCACACACGCACACGAUCAGUGUUGAGGCUUGUACCUGUGCUGGGAACCACAACACUCCCUCCCAAAGAGCUGCACUUUCCCGUGACACCAUCCUCCCCAGCACAGCAGCUGUACCUCAGCCAACCCUCACUGCUCAGGAGGGGUCUGUGCGAGCCUUUCCAGCUCUCCUCUGGUGCUGACUUCUAAAAGCGAUGCCUUAUUUUGUACUAAUUGUGUUUGAUUAAAUUAGUGCUGUAUAUUAUGGGAUUUUAUUUAAAGAAACAGGGCUAAAGUCAUCUCUUGAAAUAUCAUAAGUUGCUGUGAAUAUUGUUUGUAUGAGAUACUAGAAUUUGUUUUAAUGUGACAAAAAAGGAGGGAAAUGAGAUAACGUUUCAGGUUCAUAUCAAUCCCCAGCUAACAAAUCACUGAAGAGCUGUUUUAUCCAUGCAGAAGGGACAAAGAAGCUUUUCAGCUCUAAAAGAUUACAGGAAUAUGCUGGUUUUUCAAUGUACAGAAAGAAAUCUUACUACAAACACUUUGUCAAUAGCUUGUGGGUUUAAAGGACCAUAACAAACAAGUUCAUGCUUCUGUGGCUCAGCUCGAGAGGAUGGUUUUAUUAUACCUCAUGACUUUCUGUAAUAUAACUGUACUUUGUCUUACUAAGCUGGUCUUGAAUCUGCUCCUGUUACAACUUUUAAGUGCUGAUAACUUUUUUUUUUUAAAGAAAAAUAUUGUAAAAGGAAAAAUUUAAAUAUUUUAAUGAUGGGGGGGAAGAGCUUGGUGUUGUUACUGUUUUAACCUUAUGAACUCUGAUUUCAUUAUUUCACUGAAUGGAAUAACAAAGGUUACUCAGCCAGUUUUCCUAAUCCAGUUCUUGGUACUGUAAAAAAUGGGUUAGAUCUGUAUGGAGUCAAAUCCAUAGCAUGCUGAUGAUGAGUUUGAGAGAAGUUAAUUUUCCCAGUAGUCUUGACAAUUCUGCUUCCCAGCACUGACUUUACCUGCUACUACUGUGAAUUUUGGUACCUAAUCCCCCAACUGAAUCCAUGCAGACAGAGCAUGUGCCUGUCAAAAAACCCAGUUGCAGGGCUAGGGCUUUAAAUGGACUUAAUAUCCUAGAAAAUGUCUCGGUUGACCUUUAACUGAGUGCUGAAAGACAAGUUUAAAGUAGUGUUUUAUUUGUGGGGAACGGGGUAUUUUUUUUGUCAUGUUUAAUCCUGUGCUUAAGCUCAGGAAGAAAUUUCUAUUAUCUCUUCUUUUUUUAUUGACACUAGCUUGGCUUAAAGUGAGAGAGGCAAUUUUGGAUAGGCUAGUCAUUCUGAGCAUCACAAUAUUCCAUGUCUUUUCUGAAACUUCGGGAAGCAGGGUUACCUGUUGUGCACACGUCUUAGUUUUUAUCAGGACUUUUCAUAGAUUAACUCUUUCUUUAGGUGGCUUUCUUCUCAUUUAAGGCUUUUUCAAAACACUUCCUUUUUUUUUUUUCCUUCCUUUUUUCUCCUCCUUACAAAGUUGGCUUGUUUAAAAAAAAAUAUCAACGAGAAAUACAAGAUUCUAUGCAACAUUCGUGUUGAGUUAUAAAUUGAGAGAAUAAACCAUUUUCUUUCCUUCAGAACUGCCAAGAAUGAUACAGGCCAUAAAUGAGAUGUGGUUUAUUUGGGAAAGGGGAGGGAGGGGGUUGGUUAGCCUUUUUGUACAUUUUGAAAGAAGCAAACUUGAUAUUUCAUUGUUGAUGCUUAACUUCGAUAUUAUGUGUAUGAAAUCUUGUCUAAAUGUGGCAAUUUUCUUUCAAGAAAAAAAUAAUAUACAAAAACAAAGCAAAAAAAUCUUUGUUGAUAUUAAAUGGAAGGUUGCUGUUUUGAUCUAGUCGUUUCCAGUGGAACAGUUUAUGAAAUAUGUUCUAUAAGAUGUACAUUUUUUCAUUGUAACAUAGAAAUGUAAAUAUUUGAUUAAAAGUGCUGCAUUUUGAUGAAUUUUUUCUAGCCAUUUUUAAAGAGAAAACUAGGAAUUGAGUAUUUUGUGUACGUUUAUGAUGUUUUCCAUUUGCUCCUCUCCCUAUUUAAUUUUCAGUUCUCAUUUAGGAUUGGAAUUUGUGAAUGGUCUGUUUGAGAUCAUGCCUCCCCUUUCUCACUCUCCCUGUUUCUACCCCUUCCCCACCCCGUGUCAUGGAGAAUAAAGCUGAUGAUUGUACCAGUCUUAAAUUAUUCAUGAUUCAAUAAAAUUGAUGCUUAUUUAUUCAGA
This is a messenger RNA of Melospiza georgiana, 11403 nucleotides long. It is a transcript of the gene NAV2, whose product is annotated as neuron navigator 2. The coding region runs from base 480 to 7862 and encodes 2460 amino acids. Gene Ontology annotation, biological process: neurogenesis; nervous system development. The transcript has 40 exons. Gene Ontology annotation, molecular function: protein binding; ATP hydrolysis activity; ATP binding. The record is from RefSeq and is a predicted model, not a curated record. Lineage: Eukaryota; Metazoa; Chordata; Aves; Passeriformes; Passerellidae.